AUGGAAUAUUCAUCAGUUCAAUUCAAUGAUUUACCUGAUGAAAUUAUUUUUAUUAUUUUCAAAAAGUUAAAUAAACUUGAUGUUCUGUACUCUUUCAUAAAUGUUAAUACACGAUUCAAUAACAUUGUACAUGAUCCCACUUUUACUAGUGGUUUAACAUUAUUCAAUUAUCUAUCAUAUGAUUAUAUUUAUCCAUUAUCUGAUUUAAUUCUUGAACGAUUUUGUUUACAGAUCUUACCUAAAAUAGCUCGUCAAAUCAAAUGGCUUGAUCUUGAACCAUUAUCUAUGAAACGUAUUUUUCUUUCUGCAAAUUAUCCAAAUUUAUUUAGACUUGGUAUAUAUUACAUUGAAAAACAGGCUGCUUUAAACCUAUUUACUGGUAAAAUAUUUUUAUUGCGAUCCUUUUAA
Molecule: messenger RNA, 408 nt
Organism: Rotaria socialis
Lineage: Eukaryota; Metazoa; Rotifera; Eurotatoria; Philodinida; Philodinidae
Source: the annotation of a GenBank genome assembly